Messenger RNA from Ambispora gerdemannii, 508 nucleotides. The record is from the annotation of a GenBank genome assembly. Lineage: Eukaryota; Fungi; Glomeromycota; Glomeromycetes; Archaeosporales; Ambisporaceae.
AUGUCUAAUCAAAUUGACCGCAACGUUUAUGAGCAACAAUAUCAACAUGUUUCACUUUCGACAUUAUUUUCGAAUCUUCGAGAUUCAUCAGAUGACGACGAUGUAAGACCUCAUAGAUGCUCUAUCUGUACACGAGGUUUUGUUCGACAAGAACAUUUAAAUAGGCAUAUGCGUACACAUACGGCACGUCAUAUUGGUACUUGCACCUCAAAGAAACUUAAAAGUGGAGGUGGUGAUACAUCAUCAAUCACCAGUAAUAAUAACAAAAAUGCCGACACUCUGCUGGUUAAUAAUUCCGAAAAUAAAUCUCCUAGUGCAUUAGAAGAAGCUUCUGUGAGUCGACUUCCGGAAAUAUCAGGAGAAUGUAAGGAACAACUUUGGACACCAAAUAAUAAAAAUGAUGUGUCAUUUCUCUUAAUUCCAAGUUUGUUCGAUGCCGCAUCGGCUUCUCGUACUGAUCGAACUGGUCGAAUUUUGCCGAAACCAAUCGAGAAUGACUAUUUACCAU